UUUCGUUGUGCUGCAGCGUCGUUGUGCCAUCGGUAGCCAUGGCGCUGCUGUCGCUGGCGGUGGCGCUUGCGCUUGUGCAGAGGUGCGAGCGCCCCCCGACGACGCUACCUGCGGGUCCCCGCGGUGUGCCCUUGCUGGGAAACCUGCUCUCGGUGGGCACCACUUUCCACUUCAGACAGUGUCCACGCUGGGCGGCGCUGUACGGGACCGUGUUCAUGGUAAAGCUGGCCGGCAUCAAAGUUGUUAUUCUGAAUGACUACGAAACCGUCAAGAAAUUGGUUACAAGAAAAGAGCUCCUUCAUCGCUCCAAGGACUGGGCGCUCACAAGCACCACAGAAGGCUUAUCGGCGCUCAACGGCAAAGCUUGGAAGGAGAACCGGCGGGUGUGCAUGCAGGCGAUGGCUGAGCUGGGAUUCGGCAAGGAUGUAAUGUGGAUCAGAGUCCAGGACGAAGUGCAGCACCUGGUCGAGACGCUCGCCAAGUGCGACGGGAAGCCGGUGCCCUCUCGGCGCCUGCUGGCGGCUAGCGUGUGCAACUGCGUGGCUCUGUACUUGUUCGGCCAGCGUCACGACCUGGACGACCCGCGGCGUCGCUCCGUGGACCGACAGGUGGAAGCCUUCUUCCGCGCCGGGGCUUCGACGCCCGUCGAAUUUCUGCCCGCGUGGCUGAGGCGAUUGGCCAGGCUGCUCCUGCCGGACUGUCGGAGCGCCUUUGUGGAACGCUUCGCCCAGCAAGUCACUGAGUUUUCCAGAAACCAAGUCGCCAUUGCUCAGAAGACACAGGAAGGCAGCCGCCAUCGCUCAUUCAUCGACGUAUACCUUAGAGAAGCACAGAAGCGAGCAGCCUGCGUCGACAAUAGCCUUACAACGUCGCGUCUGGUGGGCAACGUGACUGACCUUCUGCUGGGCGGCACGGCGGCCUCCACGCUGUUCCUGCACUGGCAGCUGCUCAACGUGGCCGCGCGCGCCGACACGCUGCAGGUGGCGCUGCAGCGCGAGAUCGACGCCGUGGUCGGCCGCGACCGCUCGCCCGCCUGGGGCGACCGCACCCGCUUGCCGCUGGUCAUGGCCUGCGUGUGGGAGACGCUUCGCUGGAAGGCCGCCACGCCGCUGGGCAUACCGAGGGGUGCUGCGGAGGACGUGGUCGUGGACGGACUUCUCAUCCCCGAGGGGACCACGGUGAUGCCGAACCUGUGGGCCGUGCACAUGGACCCCAAAGUGUGGAAGGAUCCUGCCAAGUUCGACCCGACCCGAUUCCUUCCGGCCGAUGGAUCGGCGCUCAUCGUGAGGCCUGAGCACGUCAUUCCCUUCUCGAUCGGCAAGAGGAGCUGCCCGGGCGAGGCGCUGGCCAUUGUGGAGAUGUUCCUUUACACGACCCACCUGCUACACGCAUUCCGCAUCCUUCCUGAGGAGGAUCAGGAAGGCCUGCUCGAGCGCGUAGAAUCCCUGGGUGCCCGAUCCAACGACUUGGCCUCAGUCAGGCUCCGCUUCUUCAGGCGGUGACAGCGAAGGGGCUCACGUGGCCUCCUCCGCGACACUCCAGCAGCGCGGGGGAGGGAAACGCAUGCAUGGACUACUGCGGAGCGUUAUGCCUGAAGCGCAAAUUGACAGAACGCUGCAACGCGGUACUUCGGCAAUUUUAAUUCCGUAAAGUUUGAAGGCUGUUAUGGGAAACGCUUUCGAAAUUCAUUAAAGUAGGAAUACUUAAGCUAUUUCUAUUUCCUCUGGAUUUCUUUUACCACAUAGGCAUACAAUUUAAGUUCACUAAAAUAGUAAUGCUCGACAACUAGUUAUGAAAAUUACACAAGCUGCUUAAAUGGACGAGUCCGGCAACAAUCUAAAUGAAAUUAUUGAAGCACGUCAUUGGAGAAGUUCAUAACGGGCUAGUGUCAUGCAGAAAGCUGCUGCCGUUAAUUCCUGCUAAGUAACGAAUUCACGCAAAGUUCACCCCGAAAGAGAAAGAAAACUGCCGAAGACCGCAACUGUCACGCCAUGGGUCAUAAGUGUCGAGACUACUUAUGCACCAGCGUCGGAGGAGCAUGAAGUAAGAAAGAUUGCGCUGCUUUACAGGCAUACACAAAUAAUAAAGCAUAUAUUUUACAAGAAACUAACAACUGCACAACUCAAGCACGUGUUCCCAUUUUCAUUUGAGCCGUGUGUGAGGCAGUUCAUGUGUGCAAAUAAUUAUAAUGACGCGUUCGUGAAACAGUGGAGAGCAUGCACACUUUUCACAAUGAGCAGUCCUUCGGGCGUUCUUGUUACGCUGCAGUCAUGUCCUCCUUCGUCAUUGCAUCUCGAUACGAAUGGGGCAAGAGGACGCGCACCACUCUGGAUCACUGCUGCGUCCACAGCAAGCCUUCAGCGACAUAGAACCUCUCGUUGAUCUAGCGGUUCUUAAAAAAAUUAGGGCAGAGCCAAUCUCAGUAUCAGUGUCGAAGGCAAUGCGAUUAGCAUUCGAGCAAUGCACCGGUACAUCGAAUAUCCUUUAAUCGCGCUACCACACACCCCUUGAAGAUGCAUUGCCAACAAGCCCACAUUGCAACCCUCGUGAAUAUCUCACGUUUAUCUAAGAUAGGUAGUGGUCAUUCCAAGACUUCCCUUGCUUCGGCUAUAUGCGACGUGUUCCGGUAUAUUCCCAGGUUUUGCUUCGGCACUCGUUUGCCAAGCUUGCAUACAAACCUGGUGGCUAACGACGACUGUAUGACGCCGGCGCAGUGAUGGAACAACGAGUGAAUCACCUUGAUGAAACCACAAAGGAAAGUAUGACAAAACGGCGGCAUUAUGACAAGAUGAUUUUUAAAGAAUGAUGACAGUAUAACCAUGACAGUGUAACGACGACAUGAGAACGACGAAUGUAUGACGCUGGUGGCGUGACAACGAAGGUAUGACAACUAGAGGACGAAGCUGGAAUACGAUAAUGGCAUGACCAUGACCACGACGGUAUGACUACGGACGCAUGAUAACGAUUUGCGACGACGCAAGAACAACGAUGGCAUCAACCGGCCGGUAAAAUCAUGAAUAAAUGACGACAGCAUGAUUACGAUAAAAUGACAAAGAAGGAAUGAUGUCGAUGGAUCGAGCGGAAUGACGAUCGACACUGGAAUGACAUUGCUGAUGGGGCGACUGGUAAAAUAACACCAUGACGACUACGGCAUGAUGAUAAUCGUACGAUGAUGGCGUGACAAAAAUUGUCAUGACGAGACUGGGAUGAAAAAGUUAGAAUGGCGACGAUGCAGAGGCCGCGAUGGCAUCCCGACGACGGUAUAACGAAUGCGUGACGACUAAUGUAUGACGACGAUGCAAUGACGAGAAUGGCAUGGGAAUUGUAUGAGGUCAAUGGUGUAACGCCGAGUGAAAGAUGGCAAUGGCAUGACGAAGACUGCAUCACGAAACCUGAAUGGCGACUGUGGAAAACGAUGGCGAGUCGACGACGGCACGAUGAAGCUAAAGUAACGACGAUGGCACAACCACCAUCGUAUACCGACGAUGGCAUGACAACGAUGGCGUAAUCACGUUUGAAUGAAGACUUCACUUUAUUACCUCAAAGACUCCGUUUAGGGGGUGUUGCAUAAGGGGUGGGCUACCAAAUGAAAGUUACAAAGCACAGUCUACAUGUGGAACAGUGUGCUGCGACGUUUUGUGCAAAAGUUGAUGGACACGUGAUGGCUGCAAUGUCACAGGGAAGGCCAUUCCAGUCUACCGCUGUACGAAUAAAAAAAGUCGCAGUUUC
This is a messenger RNA of Dermacentor andersoni, 3729 nucleotides long. Its product is annotated as vitamin D 25-hydroxylase-like. Gene Ontology annotation, molecular function: oxidoreductase activity, acting on paired donors, with incorporation or reduction of molecular oxygen, reduced flavin or flavoprotein as one donor, and incorporation of one atom of oxygen; iron ion binding; heme binding. Lineage: Eukaryota; Metazoa; Arthropoda; Arachnida; Ixodida; Ixodidae. Gene Ontology annotation, cellular component: intracellular membrane-bounded organelle; cytoplasm. Gene Ontology annotation, biological process: xenobiotic metabolic process. The record is from RefSeq and is a predicted model, not a curated record.